UAAAUAUUCGUCGCACUUCAUUUUUUACAAUGAAUGUUUAUUAGUUUAUAUUUACACUAGCUGUCAUAUUGAUUCGUAUUGUUUACUAUAUAGUUGACAUCUAUCCGUGCGCAUUUUAAGUCUGUUUUAUUCUACCAGGGGACGCUUGUAGGAAGCAAUGUCAUUUCCCACCCGAUCUAAACUCUAACCUAACUUGAUUUACGUUCAACGUUUUUUAGAUAAUUAUAUCAUUUUAAACAUGUUUUUUAAUAACAUCUGAUUCUCGCACAUUAUAAACAGUUUUGCGUCUAGUUAUCAGCAUUUAGAACUCGUUAACACUCCUUGAACGAAGUGAAGCAUUGUUCAGUAAAAACUAAUAUUUAUAUUUUGGUGAAUGUACUGGAACAUAACAAAGGAGAGUCAAUAAUAAAUUAUUACGAUAAAAAGCAUUUAUCUUUUGUCAUCGACUUGUUAUUUAUAACAUACGACAAUGUAUAAACGGAAAUUUGAUGAAAUAGAAGAUAGUAAUAGUGGUAAACCACCAAUAAAAAAUUCAUUAGAUUCAGAUGAAGAAGAUGAUGAUGCUAACGAGGAUAAUUAUAAUAUAAUGAGUGAUAAUGAAAUUGAAGGUGCUGAGGAUGGACCAAGUGCUCCAGAAACAAAUGUGGGUUUUACAGCAUUUAAUAUGAAAGAAGAAUUAGAAGAAGGACACUUUGAUAAACAGGGCCAUUAUCUUUGGAACAAAGAAAAAGAAAUUAGAGAUAAUUGGUUAGACAACAUUGAUUGGAUGCAGAUCAAACCGAGUUCUGCAGCAAGUGUAAAGAAGGAAAGUGAAACCGAUGAAAAACAUGGACUGGCAGAUAGCGAUAGUGGGGAUGAAGGUCCAGAUAUUAUGUUCGAUCCAACUCAAAUUUAUAAACAAAUUUUGGAAUACUUACAACCUGGGGAAACUGUUUCCAAAGCUUUGUGCAGGCUUGGGAAAGGAAAGAAGAAAUUAACUACUGCAGAAAGGUGGAAGAAGAAACAAGAAAAGAAACUAGUAGAAGAUGACCACAAUUCUAUCAGUAUAACAAAAUUAACAGAAUUGGCAAAUGAAUUGCUGACUCGUACUGGAAAUAUGGAUAUAUACCAAGAAAGUUAUGAACAUAUUAAAAAGAAGGUUGGACAAGGUGAAAAACAUGCACAUCCUUCGAAACAAGAAGCAGAGUUAGAUAUGUAUGCUGAUGACUUUGAUGUAAAAGAAAAAGCAAAAUUAGAUGGAAGUGAAAGUAAUGUUAAAGAAACUGAUAAUUCUGAGGAGGAUGAAACAACGGAAGCAGAAAUAACUUGGGAAUUAAAAUGGUCACAGGAUGAGAAUGCAGAAAUUCACGGCCCGCAUACAAGUGAACAAAUGCAUGCUUGGGCAAAAGAAGGAUACUUUAAGAUUGGAGCUUGGGUACGAAGAACAGGACAAAAUAAUCAAUUUUACAAUGCUGCAAGAGUGGAUUUUGAACUUUAUCUGUGAUGUUUUGUUCUAAUACAACCAUCCGAUAAAACAGCUAGUAUCGUAAUUUUUUAAUUAUGGAUUACUAAACUAGUACUUUAAU
This is a messenger RNA of Habropoda laboriosa, 1565 nucleotides long. RefSeq names its product CD2 antigen cytoplasmic tail-binding protein 2 homolog (gene holn1). Gene Ontology annotation, molecular function: protein binding. Gene Ontology annotation, cellular component: U5 snRNP. The transcript has 6 exons. The coding region runs from base 470 to 1483 and encodes 337 amino acids. NCBI's taxonomy places the organism in Eukaryota, Metazoa, Arthropoda, Insecta, Hymenoptera, Apidae. The record is from RefSeq and is a predicted model, not a curated record.